Molecule: messenger RNA, 1895 nt
Organism: Ilyonectria robusta
Lineage: Eukaryota; Fungi; Ascomycota; Sordariomycetes; Hypocreales; Nectriaceae
Product: putative glycosyltransferase
Exons: 2
Coding region: 1-1602 (533 amino acids)
Cellular component (GO): plasma membrane
Molecular function (GO): hexosyltransferase activity
Source: RefSeq, a predicted model, not a curated record
AUGUUCAAACCGGGCGGCAUCACCUUCCUCGAGGGCUUCAUCUUGUUCUGCGCCACCAUCUGCACCCCCCCUUACAUUGUGAAGUCUUGGAACUACAUCAUCGGUGUGUGCAUCAAUGCUUUCGGCAACGCGGAAGAAUCCAUCUACCCCUACUUUGACGCCAACGGUCCGCUUCCAGAAAUCACCUCCAUCACGGCCCUCACCAUCUGCAUGCGCAAUGAAGACCCGACGCCGAUCUUCGCCCGCCUCCACGCCAUGCGCGAAAGCCUGCGCCAAACCGGCCGCCUUCAGCACUUCCGGUUUGUCAUGGUCAGCGACACCAGCCUUCCGGAUGUGAUGCAGAUGGAAGAAGAAGGCUUCGCCCGCCUUCAAGAUAGCCUCAGCAAGGGCAUGUCCCAAGCCACCGUAUACCGCCGCCGCGAUAAGAACACGGGCUUUAAGGCUGGCAACAUCAAGGACUAUCUCGACAACUACUCCAAAGGGGACGACUUCUUCGUGGUGCUCGACUCCGAUAGCGCUAUGAGCGGAGACUUGCUGGUCCGUAUGGUCUCCAGUAUGGAAAAACAUCCUCAGAUGGGCUUGCUGCAAACCCAGCUCACCGGCAUGCCGGCCGUCGGCACCUUUGCUCGCCUCUUCCAGUUUGGCCUGCGCUAUAGGCAGCACACGUACAACAUCGGGAGCAGCUGGUGGGUGAACGAUUGUGCGUUUUACUGGGGCCACAACGCCAUGAUCCGGACCAAGGCCUUCCACGAGAACUGCAUGCUGCCGAUUCUCCCGGGCAAACCGCCGCUGGGUGGCUGCAUCCUCAGCCACGAUGUCAUGGAAGGCAUUUUCCUGCGUCGAGGUGGCUACGAAGUCCGGAUGAUUCCCAUCGAGACCGAAAGCUACGAGACCAACCCGCCGACCUUUCUCGAUCACCUGCGCCGUGAACAGCGAUGGUGCCAGGGCAGCAUGCAGUACUGGUUCAUGCUGAAGGAGCCCGGCCUCAAGCCUGUCAGCCGCUUCCAGGGGCUGCUGGGCGGGUUCGACGACACCGAAGUUGACUUCAGAUCCAGCCCGCAACUGAUUAUCAUCGGCGUUUACCUAUUGCCUCAAAUCGCCGGUAUUAUCGAUAUUGCGGGAAAUUCCUUUCAACGCUACGGCGGCGGCUUCCGCUGUAUCGUCUCCGUCUUGCUGGAACUCAUCCUCAUGACACUCAUCGGACCCGCUACCGCCGUGGCCACGACCGUCUUUCUUUGCGGCCUGUUCAUGGGCAAGUCUAUUACCUGGGAUGGCCAGAACCGCGACCGGCUCGGCCUCAGCUGGCGAGACACUUUCCGUGUCCUUUGGCCGCAAAGUCUGAUCGGCUUUGGCAUCGCCGGCCUGCUCACCGUCAAGGAUACCAUCCCGCAGAUGUGGGCUCUGCUCUUUGUUACCAGCCUCUGUCUGGCCAUGCCCUUUGCUGCCCUCACCGCAUCGCCGCGUCUCAGCCAUAUUACUAUCCGCCUGCGCCUCUUUACGAUUCCGGAAGAGGUCAAACUUCCACCGCUCCUGUCCCUGCUGAUGGCGCCGGAAACUAUCUCCGCUACCAAGGCUCCGGCUGUCGAGAAAGCAUCCAACUAAAUCGACGUGAAAAAGGGCUUAUUCCUUUGCCUUGAGGAACGAAAGGCUUCUUUUUCAAGAAGCUGUCACUGUUCUCAGUGACCUCUUCUAGCUAGCUAGUUCUACAUUUUUCUUCUCCAUUGCAUCUUGCGAUCUUCCUUCCUCAUCAGCGCAGCCCUCAGCUCCGGCUGUGGCGUUGCUUGGCGCGGUACAACGGGGCGUUUUCGUUUUAUUCAUCGUCCGAGGGAUGCCCGUGGAGUUGAACCACUGUAUCUCCCAAUUGAGUUGAUAGUGUUGAAUUGAAGAGGUUGAAC